Messenger RNA from Hypanus sabinus (Atlantic stingray), 1720 nucleotides. RefSeq names its product RNA-binding Raly-like protein. The record is from RefSeq and is a predicted model, not a curated record. NCBI's taxonomy places the organism in Eukaryota, Metazoa, Chordata, Chondrichthyes, Myliobatiformes, Dasyatidae. Gene Ontology annotation, molecular function: RNA binding. The transcript is spliced from 7 exons. Gene Ontology annotation, cellular component: nucleus. The coding region runs from base 1 to 876 and encodes 291 amino acids.
AUGACUGGCAAAUCACAGACCAGCAAUGUUACCAAUAAGAAUGAUCCCAGAUCCAUCAAUUCCAGAGUCUUCAUUGGCAACCUCAACACAGCCAUUGUGAAAAAAGCUGAUAUAGAAGCUAUUUUUGCAAAAUAUGGAAAAAUAGUUGGCUGCUCUGUGCACAAAGGAUAUGCGUUUGUACAGUACUUGAGUGAAAGGAAUGCACGCGCUGCAGUGGCGGGGGAAAAUUCCAGAAUAGUUGCGGGACAACCCCUCGAUAUCAAUAUGGCUGGUGAGCCCAAGCCUUACAGACCCAAAUCUGGUACCAAACGCCCUCUGUGUGCUCUGUAUGGCAGUGGUUACGACUUUGACUAUGAUUAUUAUAGAGAUGAUUUCUACAGUAGGAUGUUUGACUACCAUGGCCGUGUCCCUCCACCUCCUCGUGCUGUCAUACCAAUAAAGCGUCCGCGUAUCACAAUACCCGUCACACGCAGAGGCAAAGGUGGUUUCCCCAUGAAAGGAGGUCCACGAUCUACAAUCACAGGGACUGCUUCUACAGGACCAAAGUUGAAAUCAGAUGAGCUGCAGACAAUCAAGAAGGAACUGACCCAAAUCAAAAACAAAAUUGACUUCUUGCUGGGAAGACUGGAGAAGAUUGAGAAACAACAAAAGGCAGAUGCCGAGUCACAGAAGAAGCAGCUUGAAGAAAAUUCAGAGUCUGCACAUGAAGAAUCCAUAUCAGAGAAUGCAGAAACCUCCACAGAGGAACAAGUGGAAGGGGGCCCUGAUAUUGAUGCAGACGGGGAAGAGAUGACUGAUGGUAUUGAAGAAGAUUAUGAUGACGUUGGCAGCAAUGAAAUGACAAUGGACAUGCCACCAGCAUCCAAAGAUCAAUAACUGGAGCUCCAUGAAUAUGCAUCUUCAUAAUCAGACUCCAUUUCCCACUUCCUCCAAUUUGCAACAUCUUUGCACACCAGUUUUCAGAAAGUGUUGGUGUAAAAUUAAGAGUUACAGUGUUGCUAUACAAUAUGUUAAACCAAUUAUCUGGGUUUACUCUGAACUCUGCAUACCUGUGCAGGAUUCUUAAUGUUAUUUAAUAUUCUACAUCAUUCAUGAGUUUGACAAUUGUAUAUAUUUAAGGAUGAUCAAUGUAUUUCUAAAGAUUAAUUAAGAGUAAUGGCUACUUAAUGAUGUUAUAGUGAAUGAAAAUGGAUUUUUUUUACAUAUGUAACAUAUUGUAUGUCAUCUUGCAAAUCCAGAGUUAAGAUGAACAUUUGUGCUACAGAAUUUCUGCAGAUAGCAUUUGUCAGUACACUGAAGGAUGAGAUAUAUAAACAGCUGCAGAGAUUCAGUCAUAAUGCAGCAGAAUUGUCAAGAAACGAUUCUCCCUGUUUAUAAGCACAUACUGUGAUAAUGUUGGUUGUGUUCUUGGCAUUUUGAAAAUGUCAUUGUGUCACUUGUGAAUAACAUUAACACAAGAAAAAUCUUGGACUCUUUCACGAUCAAUCAGUUGGAAUUUGAUCCUCAAAGCUAGAGCCAUCCUCUUUUAUUCAAAAUCCUGUCAUUACACUUGUGCAUGUUAAUUCAUCUCUAUCUCUCUCUGUCAGCUUUAAUUUUACCUCUGACUUACUUCUAGUAAUUUCAACAGCAUUGAUUGUUUAAAUAACAAAAAAAUCUGCAAAAAUAAUUGUUAUACUUGUAAUUGAUCCAAAAAAUGGCAUUGAUGGAAAACUGAAUAAAU